AUGCGAGCUCCGUCCGCAGACCUCCUCCGUGCGCUGCGUCGCGCAACUGCAGCAGGAGCAGCACCGGGAUCGCCUCUGGCUCUUCGACAUACGAACCUAUCUCGAGCGCAAAGCCCGCUAGCUAUGCCCAUCACUCGACGUCAAAAAUACCACCACUCUUCUCAACUCUCUCUGGCGAGACGCGUGCGAGCACUUUCCACAACCACAACAGCGGCGGCCCAGAAUCGCCAGGCCCCGUCCUCCUCUCAACCUGGCACUCCCUCCACCGCGCCCUCCAGACCGCCGAUAAAUCCACGCGCACCAAAGACCCACGACCGCGGGCCCGCCUCGAAAGAAGACACGCAGACGGAUUUCUCCAAGAUGGACAUCUUGGCCGCCGCGGGCGUUGAAGAACCCGCUACUUCCAUCGACGCGUGCACGAGCGACGGGUUCCAUUUGAAUAACGGUGUGCACACGUCGGGAGGGAAAGGUGUGAUGUUACUUGGUGGAGAAGCGUUUGUGUGGACGCCGUGGAUGUAUACAAGCACUGCUGCUGCUGCUGCUGCUGCUGGCGACUCCUCCCGUGGGAAUGCAACGUUUACGCCCUUCCUCUCCCCGCGCGGCCUGUUGACCUUCCCACCCCAGACCCUCGGUUUAUUGUCUCUCCUCUACCCGAAACCCGACCUUUUGUUAGUCGGCACAGGCCACAGACUGUGGAUGCUCUCACGCGAAACCCGCGCUUACAUCUCUGAAGAGCUGGGUAUUAAGGUGGACGUCAUGGACACGCCCAACGCGGCGGCCGCGUAUAAUUUAUUGGUUAUGGAGAGGGGGGUUGAAGAAGUGGGCGCGAUCUUGAUUCCUGAGGGGUGGGCUGGACGGUAG
Fonsecaea multimorphosa CBS 102226 is the source of this 861-nucleotide messenger RNA. RefSeq lists its product as uncharacterized. Gene Ontology annotation, biological process: mitochondrial respiratory chain complex I assembly. Gene Ontology annotation, cellular component: mitochondrial inner membrane. The transcript has a single exon. Bases 1 to 861 code for a protein of 286 amino acids. The record is from RefSeq and is a predicted model, not a curated record. Lineage: Eukaryota; Fungi; Ascomycota; Eurotiomycetes; Chaetothyriales; Herpotrichiellaceae.